AUGUCUUCCGGUGUCCAACCUACCCAAGAAUGCCUCGAAAAGUUCCAGGAACUCAAGACCGGCAAAAAGCUCACAUACGUCCUCUACGGUCUCUCCGAGGACAAGCGCUCUAUCGUCGUCCUUAAGGCUUCAGACGACAAGGACUUCCAGACCUUUGUCAACGACCUUCCUGAAGCCGACUGCAGGUGGGCUGUGUAUGACUUUGAGUUUACGUUGCCUGGUGGAGAGGGUAUCAGGAACAAGUUGGCUUUCAUCUUCUGGUCUCCCGAUGAUGCGCCUGUCAGGAGCAAGAUGAUCUUUGCCUCUUCCAAGGAUGCUCUCCGUCGCCGACUCGAUGGUGUCGCCCUCGAGAUCCAGGCCACCGACUUUUCCGAGAUCACCAGAGAAGUCGUUCUCGACAAGGCUACCCGAAAGUAA
Molecule: messenger RNA, 417 nt
Organism: Cryptococcus wingfieldii CBS 7118
Lineage: Eukaryota; Fungi; Basidiomycota; Tremellomycetes; Tremellales; Cryptococcaceae
Product: cofilin
Exons: 6
Coding region: 1-417 (138 amino acids)
Biological process (GO): actin filament depolymerization; cell motility; actin filament severing
Cellular component (GO): actin cortical patch; actin cytoskeleton; cytoplasm
Molecular function (GO): actin filament binding
Source: RefSeq, a predicted model, not a curated record